AAAAAACACAAAGGUUAAGACAAGAACAAGAGAAAUAAGUAAGACAUUGAAAUAAACGCAUUUUUUUAUACCGUAUUCUUCACUCUUUUCUUUAAUCAUAAAAAUUUAAGGAACAAAACCAAACCCAAAGAAAAGGAUUAGUCUUUUUAUUUUCAUGUUGAAUAAUUAUUACUACAAUAUUUUUUAUUCACUGGAGCCUCCUUCGAAUCACAAAAAGGAUGCGAAGAGAAGGAGAAAGAGCGAAAGAGAUGGGGAUGAUGUAUUAUCAGUUGUCCAAGUGUUCUUAUCAAGACUCUUUGAAAAUACUAGAGGCUGAUAUACAACAUGCAAAUGCUUUGGCUGCUGCAAUACCAAGAGCCAACAGUGGUGCACAUCUUCAAAUGAAAUUGGUGUACAAUCAUUUGACGCCCCUCUUUCUAUUUUUGCUACAAUGGAUGGAUUCUUCCUGCAUAUGUCUACUCCCUAGAUUUCGAAACCUCUUUCACAUACUUGUAUACAAGGUAUAUACGGACGGGAGAUCGAAGAUAUCUACACAUGGAAGGAAGGCAACAAUUAGAGAGUUUUAUGGUGUUAUAUUACCAUCACUUCAAAGGCUCCAUGGUAACUUGGGGUUGUUGGAUGAUGAUAAGGAAGGGCAUUUUACCAUGGGGAGUUCUGGCAAGAAAAGAGUUGAAUUAGAUGAUAGACUUGGGAAUAUUGAUUUGGAGAGGGAAGAUGAAUGUGGGAUUUGCUUGGAGCCUUGCACCAAAAUGGUCGUGCCUAAUUGUUGUCAUGCAAUGUGCAUCAGAUGCUACCGCAAUUGGAACACAAAAUCAGAGUCCUGUCCAUUUUGCCGUGGGAGCAGGAAAAGAGUUAACUCUGAAGAUUUAUGGGUACUUACUUGUAAUGAUGAUGUGGGUCGACAAUGA
This is a messenger RNA of Durio zibethinus, 908 nucleotides long. Its product is annotated as E3 ubiquitin-protein ligase AIRP2-like. Lineage: Eukaryota; Viridiplantae; Streptophyta; Magnoliopsida; Malvales; Malvaceae. Gene Ontology annotation, biological process: protein ubiquitination. Gene Ontology annotation, molecular function: ubiquitin protein ligase activity. The record is from RefSeq and is a predicted model, not a curated record.